UCUUAGCUUGAAGCUACACCACACUUCUUCCAUGAACUUUAUCCCUUUCUCUUAAAUCAUUAACUGGGAUAAUCCAUCUACCACUUUUCAGUGGCUCUGGUUAUAUACUAUAAUUAUCUAUAUUUUAUUAUCUGACACUAAGCCCUCGGAAUUUAUAUCUGACACACAUUGCACAGUCUUCACUUGUAUCACUGUGGGCACAUUUAUUUCAAACUUAGGCUCAACUCCACGGAGCCCACCAUCAAAUCUUCUUCAAACAACUCUCGAUUAAGUGUCCAGGUUAAGACUUGAGAACUUUGUCCAUAAGUUGCUACUUCAGCCCUCUUUGUGUUGGGUAAUAUUUGUAAGAGGGUGAUUACUGAUUAGUACAUUAUGGCACCAAAAGCAUUAGACUAUGAGUCACUGAACGAAAACGUGAAGAAAGUUCAAUAUGCUGUUAGAGGCGAGUUGUAUCUUCGAGCUUCUGAGCUUCAGAAGGAAGGGAAAAAGAUUAUUUUUACAAAUGUUGGCAACCCUCAUGCCCUCGGACAGAAGCCAUUGACCUUUCCUCGGCAGGUGGUUGCUCUUUGCCAGGCUCCAUUUUUACUAGAUGAUCCGAAUGUAGGAUUGCUUUUCCCUGCAGAUGCAAUUGCAAGAGCUAAACAUUAUCUUUCACUGACUACAGGGGGUCUAGGUGCUUACAGCGAUUCUAGAGGUCUUCCUGGAGUAAGGAAGGAGGUAGCAGAGUUCAUUGGAAGGCGUGAUGGUUAUCCAAGUGAUCCAGAACUCAUAUUUCUCACUGAUGGUGCUAGCAAGGGAGUGAUGCAGAUUUUAAAUUGUGUUAUCCGUGGCGAAGGGGAUGGGGUUCUGGUUCCAGUUCCACAGUACCCACUAUACUCAGCUACAAUUUCUCUAUUAGGUGGUUCUCUUGUUCCUUAUUACCUAGAGGAGACAGCAAAUUGGGGACUUGAUGUUAAUGACCUUCGCCAGUCGGUUGUACAAGCUCGUUCUAGAGGAAUCACAGUAAUAGCAAUGGUUAUUAUUAAUCCUGGCAACCCAACUGGCCAGUGUCUUAGUGUAGCCAAUCUAAGAGAAAUAUUGCACUUCUGUUACCAAGAAAACUUAGUCUUACUUGGAGAUGAGGUUUAUCAGCAGAAUAUUUACCAGGAUGAGCGCCCCUUCAUCAGUUCUAGGAAGGUGCUAAUGGAUAUGGGGCUGCCCUUCAGCAAAGAGAUUCAGCUUGUUUCUUUCCACACUGUUUCCAAAGGAUAUUUUGGUGAAUGCGGGCAGCGGGGUGGAUACUUUGAGAUGACUAAUAUUCCUCCAAAGACAGUUGAUGAGAUUUAUAAGAUUGCAUCAAUAUCACUGAGUCCAAAUGUCCCAGCACAGAUAUUUAUGGGAUUGAUGGUCAAUCCACUCAAGCCGGGAGAUAUUUCAUAUGAACAGUUUGUUAGGGAAAGUAAAGGGAUCAUUGAAUCACUGAGGAGGAGAGCAAUGAUGAUGACUGAUGGAUUCAACAGCUGCAGAAAUGUGGUUUGCAAUUUCACUGAAGGUGCAAUGUAUUCAUUCCCUCAAAUACGCUUGCCUCCAAAAGCAAUAGAGGCUGCCAAACAAGCUGGAAAAGUUCCUGAUGUUUUCUACUGUCUCAAGCUUUUGGAAGCUACUGGCAUUUCCACUGUCCCUGGUUCAGGAUUUGGACAAAAAGAAGGGGUCUUCCACUUGAGGACAACCAUUUUACCAGCUGAGGAAGACAUGCCUGAAAUCAUGUCCAGUUUCAAGAAGUUCAACGAUGAGUUCAUGGAGCAAUAUGAAGACCAUUGGGGCUAUUCAAGAAUGUAAGGAAUGUCUCAUAUUCCCAGAAACAGUACUAUAUUUUCUGCUAAGCAAGCCAUUAAAAAUGCUUGUAAACCCUUAAUCCUGCUUGGCUAAAACUUCAGUAAGUUGAAGAUUGACUAUGUAUAUUUGUUUUACCUCUUGUUGUUCCCAUCUACUAUAAAUUAUGGUUUUAUUGGCUCUCAAA
Pistacia vera is the source of this 1999-nucleotide messenger RNA. RefSeq names its product glutamate--glyoxylate aminotransferase 2. NCBI's taxonomy places the organism in Eukaryota, Viridiplantae, Streptophyta, Magnoliopsida, Sapindales, Anacardiaceae. The record is from RefSeq and is a predicted model, not a curated record. Gene Ontology annotation, biological process: photorespiration; biosynthetic process. The coding region runs from base 373 to 1818 and encodes 481 amino acids. The transcript is spliced from 14 exons. Gene Ontology annotation, molecular function: L-alanine:2-oxoglutarate transaminase activity; glycine:2-oxoglutarate transaminase activity; pyridoxal phosphate binding.